UUUUGAUAGGAGUAGGUCAAACGUUUCUAUUUUGCCUUUAACGUAUCCCAGGUUAGUGCAGUAGGUUGAAACAUUUUUGCGAAUCUUCAUUUCGUGCAAUUUGGUUGUGGAGUUUUCAGCUUCGACCUUCGACUAUAAGACCUAUAAAUGGUUACAUUUUUUACAUCGCCCCAGUUAGUGCAGCAGGUUUAAAACAUUUUUUUUGUCUUCAUUUUUUGCUGGUUGCUUUACUUUUGUUUGCUUCCUGACUGGCCGACCUAAAAUAUGUUCCAUUUUGCCUUUCAUAUAACCCAAGUUAUCAGAAUAAUAAAUUAGUUCUUUGUUUUUCUCAAGGUGAUUGUGGAUUUCUGUCAUCGUCCCAAACAAUUGGCGCCAAAGCUACCCUUUAAUUUGCCAGAAAUGUGUGUUUGUAGAGUAAUGAUUAAAUGACACACUGAGUGUGUAACACAAACGGCCAAGAUAAGAUAAGGCCAGAAGUGGGACAUAAAGACUAGAAGCGCAUAUCCUGGCUUGGAUAAUUUGACGGUAAAUUGGACAAUAACAAUAGUAUUUAAUGUAGUGUCUUAAGUGCAUCCAAACAGGCCAACUCUGGGAUCGAUUGCUUUGGUCGAGUCGUCAUGUGACUUCCGCAUUGUCAGCGGCGCCUAGAAAGCAGUGGAGUUUUCUUCCAGCAGCGGUAAACAUGACGUCGCAUUGAGUCAUGAUGAAAGUGACCGGUAGAGACGCUCCACAACAACUGCCAUGCCCAUUUAAAACAGCAUCGGAAGCCUUUACUGCCUCCACCUUCCUGAACCACCACCGCCUGACUGUCCUCCAUUCCUUGGCUUUGCUUUGAGGGGUUUCGCCAGCGCCUAACAACAUAAAAUGGUGGACGUCACCAAAUGGCCCCUCUUCAGCCUGAUGUCUCCCCAAGAGCUGGCCUCCAUAUGGAAAGCGUGCGUGUUUGGAGCAUCUGCUAACGAGGCCAUCUUCAUCACCGGUGAUGAUGAGGUGUAUGUGUUUGGACUCAACUGCAGUAACUGCCUGGGAACUGGAGACAGCCAAAGCACCAUCGUACCAAAGAAGCUGGACUUUCUGAGCGGCAGGAAGGUGGUCAGCAUGAGCUAUGGCAGCGGGCCGCACGUCCUGCUGGCCACUGAGGACGGAGAGCUCUUCGCCUGGGGACACAACGGCUACAGCCAGCUGGGCAAUGGGACCACCAACCAAGGGGUGGCGCCGGUGCUCGUGUCAGCCAGCCUGCUCAAUAAGAAGGUCACAGAGGUGGCCUGUGGCUCCCACCACUCCAUGGCUCUCACCGACUCUGGAGAGGUGUACGCAUGGGGUUACAACAACUGCGGCCAAGUGGGUUCUGGUUCCACAGCCAACCAGCCCCACCCGCGCCGAGUUUCCAGCCUCCUUCAGAACAAGGUGGCCGUCAGCAUCGUCUGUGGACAGACCUCAUCCAUGGCAGUGGUGGACAAUGGAGAGGUGUUCGGUUGGGGCUAUAACGGCAACGGACAGCUUGGACUUGGAAAUAACGGGAACCAGCUCACGCCAUGUCGACUGAUUGGUCUGAUGGGUUUGUGUGUGCAACAGAUUGUGUGUGGUUACACGCAUUCACUGGCACUGACCGAUGAAGGCUUCCUCUAUGCCUGGGGGGCCAACACGUAUGGACAACUGGGCACCGGGAACAAGAGCAACCAGCUGAGUCCGGUUCAGAUCAUGACUGACAAAGAGAGGAUCGUGGAGGUGGCUGCCUGUCACUCCACGCACACGUCGGCCGCAAAGACCCAGAGCGGCCAGGUGUACAUGUGGGGCCAGUGCAGGGGCCAGUCCAUACUGCUGCCCCACCUCACUCAUUUCGCCUGCACUGAUGAUGUCUUUGCCUGCUUUGCCACACCCUCUGUGAUGUGGAGGCUUCUGACCAUGGAGUAUGAUGACUUCCUGACGGUGGCUCAGUCUCUGAAGAAAGAGUUUGACAACCCAGAGACAGCUGACCUCAAGUUCUGCGUUGAUGGCAAAUACAUCUACGUACACAAAGCAGUCCUCAAGAUCAGGUGUGAACACUUCCGCUCCAUGUUCCAGUCCCACUGGAACGAAGACACGAAGGAGGUGAUAGAGAUCGACCAGUUCUCCUUCCCAGUCUACCGCUCAUUCCUGGAGUUCCUCUACACAGACAAUGUGGAGCUGCCUCCAGAGGAUGCAAUCGGCCUGUUAGACCUGGCCACCUCCUACUGCGAGAACCGCCUGAAGCGUCUGUGCCAGCACAUCAUCAAGAGGGGCAUCACGGUGGAGAAUGCCUUCACCCUGCUGUCCGCCGCCGUUCGCUACGACGCCGAGGACCUGGAGGAGUUUUGCUUCAAAUUUUGCGUGAACCACCUGACCCAGGUGACCCAGACAGCAGCUUUCUGGCAGAUCGACGGCAACCUGCUCAAAGACUUCAUAUGUCGAGCAAGCCGCUGUGGCGCCUUCAAGAACUGAUCGUGGCCUGGAGCUAUACAUCAACAAUGGGUUCAGGGACACCCGCCCCCCAGCCCCCCAAUUCAAAAGACUUGAAUGUUGCAAUAUUUGCUGACCAAGUUAUUUAAGUUUUUGCACUUUUUUAAACUUAUUCUCAAAGUCUAAACGCACCACCUGGAGGCAAACAGCUUCAUUAUUAUUAGUAGCACUUACACUUCUAUAGCUGCUCUCAAGAUUGGACCUCAGGUUACCAGACACAUUCAGUCUGUUACAGGCGUGGAAAGAGACAUUUUACAUGUGGAUCACAUUUGCUUUGUGCAGCUAGACUACAAAGCUAUUUUAUUUUGUCUAAUGUUGGAACUGAACUUGUGAGUUUUUAGGGAGACUUUCCUCCAUUUAUUCAGGCUGACGUUGUAUAACUGGCAUUUACAGCUACACUACUGCUGUGACACUUUCAUUCCAAUGGAGACCAGUCUUUAAAUCCACAAACUUGUCUUUUUGAAAGGCAGAAAUAAGCAAGAGGUUAGAAUACCAGUUUCAUUUCAUAGCAUUAGCAAAACAGGGACAACCCAGUGAGUACUCUGAAGUGCCAGUUUGAAAUUUCUGACCUCUGUAUGAAAAUUUAAUAAAAAAUAAAA
Dunckerocampus dactyliophorus (ringed pipefish) is the source of this 3077-nucleotide messenger RNA. It is a transcript of the gene rcbtb1, whose product is annotated as regulator of chromosome condensation (RCC1) and BTB (POZ) domain containing protein 1. The transcript has 11 exons. Bases 865 to 2460 code for a protein of 531 amino acids. Gene Ontology annotation, molecular function: protein binding. The record is from RefSeq and is a predicted model, not a curated record. NCBI's taxonomy places the organism in Eukaryota, Metazoa, Chordata, Actinopteri, Syngnathiformes, Syngnathidae.